AUGGCAGUCAACAAUGUUCAGAUUUUCCAAUUGGGUAUCCGGGACCAAUUCAAUGGUGUAACGGAAAGGGAGCAAAGAUAUGCGCACCACAUGGCACGUGUCGCUUGGUAUGGAGCUCGUAUCAUUCUAGAACAAGUCUCUCCAGAGUCUCGCCCGAUUUUCGAUUUCAUUCUUGAGCUUUACCGGGCCUUUCGCAAUGACUUCACGCGCACUAUGAUGCGCAUCAAGCGCAUGUCUUGUGCUGUAGAGAGCAAGGCUGAUGUGUUGCGGAUGCAAAAAGACGAAGGCCGAUACAAGGAAGUGCUCGAGCUUUUGAACGCGAUGAAAGUCACCAAAAUACAGACUCAGUAG
Molecule: messenger RNA, 351 nt
Organism: Podospora pseudocomata
Lineage: Eukaryota; Fungi; Ascomycota; Sordariomycetes; Sordariales; Podosporaceae
Exons: 2
Coding region: 1-351 (116 amino acids)
Source: RefSeq, a predicted model, not a curated record